Messenger RNA from Ipomoea nil (Japanese morning glory), 1089 nucleotides. RefSeq lists its product as uncharacterized. The transcript has a single exon. The coding region runs from base 1 to 1089 and encodes 362 amino acids. The record is from RefSeq and is a predicted model, not a curated record. Lineage: Eukaryota; Viridiplantae; Streptophyta; Magnoliopsida; Solanales; Convolvulaceae.
AUGGCUGCACCGGAGAUUACUGAUAGGUGUGCUCAACUUACACUUGCGGACGUGGAUGACGAAGGCAUAUCUUUGCAAGUUCCUGAUCAUACUGUUGAUGAUGGGGUUGAGGAUGAUGGAUUUUAUGCGGUGGGUAGAUUGGUGACUGAUAAACCAGUGAGGUUCGCGUAUUUUCAGGAUACUAUGGCCGGUGUAUGGAGACCUGCCGUGGGGGUGAAUAUGCGCGAGUUGCAACCACGAAAAUUCCUAUUCCGAUUCUAUCAUGAUGGUGAUCUUACUCGUAUUUUGAACGAUGGCCCUUGGACUUAUGAUCAAAGUUUGUUGCUUAUGAAACGGGUUCAAGAGGGUGUUGAUCUUGAAUCCAUUCCCCUUACUCAUGCUGACUUUUGGGUGCAAAUCCAUUCCCUGCCGGUAGGUUUACGCUCGGCUUCGGUGGUCAUGGCCAUUGGCUCCUUCUUGGGCACGUUUGUUUCUACUGAUGAGCGUAAUUUUGAUGGGGGUAUGCAGACUUUCUAUAGGGUGCGAGUGUCUUUGGAUGUGGUGAAGCCUCUCAAGAAACAAAUGAAACUGAAACGUGAUUCGGGUGAGUGGGCUGUUGUUGAUUUCAAGUAUGAACGCUUGCCGAAAUUUUGUUUCUUGUGUGGUGUGAUUGGGCAUGGUGACAGAUUCUGUCUUAAGGCGCUGCAGGACUGUAAUCUAAACGCGGUGAAACCUUAUGGUUCGUGGUUAAGAGUGAAUCCUGGGCGUGCAUUGCCAAAUCAGAAUCAAUGCUGGAUACCCCCUGAAUCCACCAUAGAACGUCGCCGCUGGAUUUCUCCGGUUAUGGCAGAGGCUGCUUCCCAUACUGUUGAUAUACAUGGUGAAGGCAGUGAGAUUCAGGGUGAUAGAACCACUUGCAUGCAACCUACUGUUUCUAUGGACUCUGAUGAGUUGCCCAUUUUGAACAUUGGCGAUCAAAAGAGGAGAAGGGUACUACAAUCUGCUUCAAUUGGCCAGGCUUCUGCAUCUGUUAGUAUUGGUGAGAGUACUUAUCUAGAUAACAAUGGUGUUCCGGCGGGACUUGCAGUGCAGGCCCGCCAAGAUCAAUGA